AACGCGGAGAGAGGGAGCAGGAUGGAGAGGAGGAGUGAUGCGGGGAAGAAGCAAGGGAGCGCGUCGUCACGCGCUUGUCUCAAACCGGAACUACGCAGAGCGCCGCCGCCGCCGGUCCUGCGGCACAGCAGCCGCCGAGUCGGUUGAGAGGCCGACCCAACAAACCAACGCGGACGGCGCAGCGAGCCAGGAGCCGGAGGAGCGCGCCAACGUCAAACGCGGUAGCAGCAGGGCCCUCGCUCGCGUGCGGCCGACCGGCCGGCCGGCAACUGAAAAUUCCCCGAGGCCUCGCCAAGCGGUCACCAUGGAGGGCUUCCCGAACGACGAGGUGAGCCUGCCCGGCUGCUUCGUGGUCAAGUACCUGGGCGUGCAGGACGCGACCGGACUGUGGGGACUGAAGCACACGCGGCGAGCCGUCGACGACCUCGUGGCCGCCGCCAAGAGCGGCAAGCUCACGAGCGCGCACAUGCCCAUGGUGAAGCUCGAGGUGUCCGACAAAGGCGUGACGCUCGUCGAGCUCGGCGCCGGGGCUGCAGGAGUGCCGAGAGGGAGUGCCAACAACCGGCUCAAGCCUUCGCCGUACCCGGCAUCGGUGGGAGUGAACGGCGUCGGCGGGGCUCCCGUGUCGUGCGUGUACCCCAUCGAGUGCAUCUCGUACGGCGUCCAGGACGUUAGCUACAGCAAGGUGGUGGCCAUGAUUGUGGUGCGCGAGUCGGCGUCCGCGUCGCUGCAGCACCUGCACGAGCACCCGUUCCGGUGCCACGCGUUCGUGUGCGAGAGCAAGGUGGUGGCCAAGCGGCUCACGCUCACGCUGGCCGCCGCCUUCCGCGAGUUCAGCAAGAUGGUCAAGAGCACCAGGACCCGCGAGCUGUACACCAAGAAGUUCGCCAUCGACCUGCGCGGCGAAGAGGACGGCGAAUGCGUGCCGGAGGACUCCGAGGCGUAGCCGUGUCAGAGACGACCGGCCUGUCACCGUUGAAGUUUCGACCGCGAAGACCGUUUCGUGCGUGUGCGGCCGACGAUGCCAUCUAUGGCCUAUUCGUACGCCUCUUGUGUCCUUGCGUACGCUGGAUGUGCCUGCCGCGGCUUCCUAACUUUAGGCACUUUCUUGUUGUUACUUCUCCUAAAACUUCGUUCCACCCGCGGCAUCUGGCCUGCACCGCCCUUUUCACGUAAGGUGUUAUCGGGUCCAGGGCGGCGUACCGGCACUCUAGACUACGUCUUCGAGUUGAAUUUACACUGCAUGCGUCGGCCAGGCACGAACCACGCGAUGGCGCUUUUAAAACUUGCGCAAUCGCAUCUUCGCGUUCGCCCCACUAUUUAGCUACUCGUUAGUUUGGCGUCAAAACGUUGACCGCCUAACGCCAUGCAGCCUCAAACUUCGCGCAGUUCUUUUUGUUUGCUGCUCCUCGGUGAUGUGAGUUAAUAUCACACUAGUGCGCCAGUCCCGUUUAACGUAGAAACGGGUUCCAGGAGUGAACAGCAGCCUAAGUCAGUGUGUUCGGCCGAAGAAGAAAAGAAACGAAGGCCAUUAUUAGCCAGGCGCGUGCCAUUGGUCCUGCUAAAAUUUAUAGCGCGCACACGAGCGCAUGCAAAUAGUGCGAGCUUCGUUCAAAGCCCGACGCUCGUUUUGACUUGGCUAUCAACCAAGCCUGCAAUGUAUACGCAGUCGACCGCACUCGUGUGUUUGGUCGCCCCCGUAUUUUGUUGCUCUCCUUCGAAGGCAAUGUUAUAUAAUAUGCAUUAUCGCCGACUUGCAAUUUAGCGGCCAAUCAGGGCGUAGCUACCGGAACACUGUAAUUAACGCUCUCCUGCCCGUUUGUAGCAUUCUGUUUUGUGAGCCGGCGUAGCCGUGUGCGGUCAUUACUGAAGGGGUGUUGAACUGGUGUUGCUUGUUCCGUGAGUUUUUGUUUUUUCCUUGGUAAUGUCGAAACUGAUUCGAAAUUAUCUCAGCAAUUUCCUCCAAGGAGUACUUCAUUCGCGAAUAAGCAACUUUCAGGACUCAAGCCUCAGAGUUAGCAAUGUAUCGGAGUGCCUUUUGUGAGACAUCGUGUGUAGUGGUUGUGUCGUCCUGAAGCCGUUUUGUUCUUCGUUGUGAACCGAAAACAGUGCCUACCGCGAGUGACUCUAAAACCAGCCAGUUUUCUCAAGCUUUGUCCGAGUUGCCAAACGCUGUGCGUGAGGACACCACCUCAGAGUUAGCGAGGCUGUGCCCGCAAAGUAGUCCUGCGUUUCUUUUCGCCCGCAUAUUGCAGUGCGAAUUUAUACGCGACGAACUGUUGUAAAUAGGCGCGUUGCCAUUACUGUAAGUAAUACAUGCUGAGUUGUGUUCUUUUUGUGCCUUUUCACCUGUAAUAUAGAUUUAUGCCGAGUUGUCUAAAA
This is a messenger RNA of Dermacentor andersoni, 2382 nucleotides long. RefSeq lists its product as uncharacterized. NCBI's taxonomy places the organism in Eukaryota, Metazoa, Arthropoda, Arachnida, Ixodida, Ixodidae. The record is from RefSeq and is a predicted model, not a curated record.